CCCUAAUAUAAAACCUAGUGACCAGUAUGCUGCUCCACAUUAUCUUCACUCCUCCCAUAGGACCAAAAUACAGACACACUGGGACCUGGAUCCACAUUUUCUGAGCAGCUGUGACGGUGCCAAGAAUGGCUUGUUUUCGUGUGGUAGUUUUGGUGCUCUUGGUUGUCCUCCUGAUGAACGGUAAGUCUUGAUUUCUACACCUCUUGCAACUAAAAUCUGCUUUCUUGGGUUUAUUUAGAAUAAAAUUCAUUGUUUAUAGCCAAGGACAUUGACAUUAAACAUGGUUUUGAUAUUUCCUGUGAUUACAGCUGUGGAGAAUGAGGCUGCAUCCUUUCCUUGGUCCUGUCCAAGUCUGAGUGGAGUGUGUAGAAAAGUUUGCCUCCCAACAGAGAUGUUCUUUGGACCUCUGGGCUGCGGAAAAGGCUUCUUGUAAGUCCUGAUUCCCAGAUGCACUAUGUGGAGAUAUUGUGCCUUUUUAUCUGCAAUUGAAAUGUGAUGGAUUGUUUCUUAUUUAUUCUCAGGUGCUGUGUGUCCCAUUUUCUUUGAUGGGAUCAGAAAGCAUCUGGUCAGUCUUGGUAUUUCUGAACAAUGUCAUUCAGCAGCGAUAGAAGACCUGCAGAGUGUCACAGAAGAUGAGACUGACACUAACAGUUGUGUUGGGAAUCAUUUUUGGCUUUUUUUCCUGAUGUAUCAUGGUGGACUUUUACCUCUAACUCUGUAGUUUUUUGCUAAUUUUCAUGCAAAUAAAGGUAAUAAAUCAGAGUCAGAAUCAGAAUACUUGAUCUAUCCCAGGGGGAAAUUAAAUAGCUUUUCACCUCCUUGGCUUGGAUAAUAUUUCACUUUAAUUUUGAUCUAGAGAUUAUAAGAUUAUAAGCCUGGUUCAGAGCCAUUUGUCUUUUACACUUUCUGUUCUGGUCUGCAUUUGGUCUGUUUAAUUUACAUCUUAUUCAUAAUUUUACACUUUUGAUCCAAAUAUUUACUCUUAGUUUAGUACACCUUGAAUUUGAUACUGAAAUAUGUAUUUGACUUCUCACUACAUAGCAUUUUACACCCUGUGUUUCAGACUUAUACUAAAAUGAUUAAACAGUAGAAUUAAUAAAACUUGUAUUGAUUCAAUUUAAGUUUCCCAUAUUGUGUCUGUACUAUUUCUAAUGUUUAAUUCCUUGCUAUCAUUGUCAAUUGUCAAUUUUAAAGAUCAACUUUAACAUUAUCUCUGUCAUAGUUCUGACAAAGGCUCACUCUUAUGUAAUUUUUAAUUGCAGAUUUUUUUUAAAUCUUCAAAAUAAAUGAUUAUGAUUUUAAAAUAAUCAAUGGCCAACGAAGCAGGUGAUAGCCAACUCUUGUUCUACCUCCAAUAGAAAAAACAAAAUUAUGAAACGUGAGAAAAAAAGACUUGAAAACCAUUCAAAUGAAAACUGCUGGGUGUGAAAGGCCAGUGCGGUGCCACUUUCCAAUUUAGGCUGACACACUCCUCCAACUGUAUUUGUAAACCAGCCAAUGCAAAAGAGCAGCACUCCAUGUCAGAAGCUGUGUUGCGUCAGAGUGCUAAAAUGCCUGCAGCUAAUGGUGAGAAAAGAGGUGCAGAAAAGCCUUGAAGGAAGAACAAAAAUAACCAAGUUUUGCAGCUCUGUUUGUGUUAAAUAACUGACUGUCUAAAUAAAAAAUUUAUUCGU
Xyrichtys novacula (pearly razorfish) is the source of this 1673-nucleotide messenger RNA. The record is from the annotation of a GenBank genome assembly. NCBI's taxonomy places the organism in Eukaryota, Metazoa, Chordata, Actinopteri, Labriformes, Labridae.